AUGUUAUUCACUGACACGCAUCGUGUCGCGAUGACUGUUGCCAAGCUGAUGUGGACGACGACUCUAUUGGCCAGACUGACGGGAUGGAAGAGUCUGAUGACCGGGCUACUGGCAUCAGCGCUUGUCAUGCCGUGUAGUGCUCUCCUAACCAAGAGGUAUGGCAUUACAAAGGCAGAGCAGGCAAAUAUUGAGCGAGAGCGGUCCGGUGUACUCGCAGCUGCCCUGCUGGCGGUUCGGCAGAUAAAACUCGCCUCUGCGGAAGAGACCUGGAAGCUGAGGAUACAGCAACUAAGGGACAAGGAGCUUAAGCAUCUGCUCACUGGUGCCGUCUGGCUAUCGCUGCUCGUUUUCGUGGCAAACAUCAGCCCCGUUAUCCUCGCCGGUGUUCCGAUAUACAUCUUCACGCUACAGGGCUACAAGCUGACCGCAUCAAUCGCAUUUACCUCCAUCAGUCUGUUCCGGCAGCUUCAGUCGGACAUAUCCUACCUGCCUCUGAUCACUCCGUACAUAUGGGAGGCUUGGAUGGACCUUUGUCGGCUGGAGGCGUUCUUUGCCCAGGACGAGCUGGAUAAGACUCAAGUCACACCGGCCAAAACGGUGAAGCUGGAGAAAGCAGCUGUUACCUGGCAUGCUACCGGGAGCAAGGAGAACAAGGCCUUUACGCUGAAGGACCUGUCUGUGCAGUUUCCGAACGGUGAGCUCAGCGUAAUAACUGGGAAUACCGGGUCUGGAAAAUCGUUGCUGCUGGCUGCCAUUGCGGGCGAAGCCAGGCUUCUUUCUGGUAGCAUCCACCGUCCAUGUAGCAGUGCGAACUCCGAUAUCAAAGCCGAUGAUACCUGGAUCUCUGCGGGUCAGAUGGCUCUCGUAACGCAGUCCCCCUGGAUGGACAACACCACAAUUCGCGAGAACAUUCUCUUCGGCCUCCCUUUCGACGAGGAACGGUACGCUCGCGCCCUCCAUAGCUGCGCCCUCAAGAAAGACCUCGCCACGCUCAAGGAUGGCGACUCUACGCUCGUGGGCAUCAAGGGCGUCACGCUGAGCGGCGGGCAGCGCUGGCGUGUCGCCCUCGCGCGGGCGCUGUACUCGCGGGCCAGCCUCUUGCUACUGGACGAUGUCUUGAGCGCUGUUGACGCAGAGGUUCGUGAGUGGAUCGUUGAGAGGGCGCUCUUUGGGGACCUUGCCAGGGGGCGUACGCGUAUCCUGGUGACGCAUCAUGUGUCGCAUUGCGUGGCGAGAGCUGCGUGCCUGGUUCGCCUUUGCGACGGGAAAGCACAGAUCCAGUUUCGACAUCCUCCGCCAACUGAUGUGCCGAGACAACAGGAUUCUCGCCAUGUUCUUGCUGAUCAAGUUCAUUUAGAAGAUCUGUCGACUGCAGAGCGCAAGAUAGACUCAAGUGCAAGAAAGGAAGCAAAACAGAUCUCAUCGGAAACACUCCAGAAACCACUACCGAGUUCUUACCGGACGUAUUUUAUCGCCACGGGCGGCACCCCAAGCUGGCUACUUGCCUUGCUGAGCGCUACGACAUGUGAACUAGUCGGUCUUGCUACAGCAUGGUGGCUCAAGGAAUGGGCCUCUCAAGACAAGUCCCGACAUUAUCAGGAGCGCCGCGUUCUCUCUUACGGCGCAACCUAUAUACUGGUGGCCACUUUAAGCUGCCUUGUCACUGCCGCUAGGUGCGCUGUGUGGUAUAGUAUCGGUUUGAAAGCCUCCAGGAAUCUCUUCCGGGCCAUGACGGCGGCCAUCUUCGGGGCGAAGCUCCUGUGGCUGGAGGGGACAUCGCACGGGGAGAUUCUUACGCGAUUCACGUCGGACAUGAACGCUGUCGAUGAGCGACUGUCGCAUGGUGUGGGCUACAUGAUUGAAAGCGUGGCAAAGCUCUUGUCCAUCUUGUUUACGAGGUGCGUCGCUUCUUCCUCCCCGAAAGCCUUCCUUGCACUGACUUGGUUAUAA
Messenger RNA from Purpureocillium lilacinum, 1950 nucleotides. Lineage: Eukaryota; Fungi; Ascomycota; Sordariomycetes; Hypocreales; Ophiocordycipitaceae. The record is from RefSeq and is a predicted model, not a curated record.